GUUAAGGAAGUUCCAGGCUGUCGCAGGAAUGGAAAAGGCAAGACGAACCCGCUAAUUGAUUUUGUUUCUUUAUUUCUUUCUUACAAGAGAGAUAAAGCAGAGCAGAGCAGUAUCCAAUUCAAUGCUUUGGUUGGCAGAGCAGCAGCCCAGCAGUGAGAGAAAGUCUGCAUGGCGGAGUAGUGAGAGAAAGAAAGAAAGAAAGCUGUGUGCAAUCGAUCAUUCAUUAUCCCGAAGAUUCAGUAAUCGGAAAUGAGUUGUAACCUUCUUUUUAGACAUCACUCUCGUGCCUAUAUAUGGUUAGAUAAAUCUGCAACUGUACCCCCCAGCCCCAUGUAAUCAAAGAUUUUUUCGUCUUUAUCUUUCUCGGCCACGCCCACGCCCUCCCCUUCGCCCUCUAAUAAUAUCCUCAUAUUCUUUUCUGUAAAACCUCCUCUCCUCUCGUCUCAAUGUGGACUGUCAUUCAGAAGCCCUGUUUUUUGUAUAAGAAAAGCCUUACUUGGCCAAUCUGAGAAGAACAAAUGGAUUCUUCUCCAGGAAACGGCGUCGUACGCAACAAUUCGGAAGAACUACUGCAUAUGCUUGACAACCAAUGCAAUCCUCCUUCCGGCAUACCCACAAGUCGACUUGAAAGACUGUUACGCAACAGAGUGUUGAGGAGGUCCAACAGGGCAUCUCCAUCUAAUGAAGAAUCAAUUGACGGCCAAGGGGUUGUAGACGUGGCAGGAAACAUGAAUGACCUAUGUUUAUCUGAGUGUGAGAAUGGACAUCGAGAGGAAGAGUUACUCAGAGGGAAUGCUUCAUCAAAUCAUCUGAAUGUGGCCUCAGAGAAGCAGGGUGCCCGGCCCCCCAAACAAAGGUUACUGGUGGUGGCGAACCGCCUCCCUGUCUCUGCCAUUCGAAAGAGUGAAGACUCAUGGACCCUCGAGAUAAGUGUAGGAGGCCUUGUUAGUGCUCUUCUGGGUAUCAAUGAGUUUGAAGCUCGAUGGAUAGGAUGGGCUGGAGUAAAUGUUCCUGAUGAAAUUGGGCAGAGGUCACUAACUAAAGCUUUGGCUGAAAAGCGGUGUAUUCCUGUGUUUCUUGAUGAAGAAAUUGUCCAUCAAUACUACAAUGGCUACUGUAACAACAUAUUGUGGCCACUUUUUCACUACCUUGGGCUUCCGCAAGAAGACAGGCUUGCAACCACGCGAAGUUUCCAGUCUCAGUUUGCUGCUUAUAAGAAAGCAAACCAGAUGUUUGCCGAUGUUGUAAAUGAGCAUUACAAGGAAGGGGAUGUUGUGUGGUGCCAUGAUUAUCAUUUGAUGUUUCUUCCCCAAUGCCUUAAACAGUAUAACAGCAAAAUGAAAGUCGGAUGGUUUCUACAUACACCUUUCCCCUCCUCGGAGAUUCACCGGACACUGCCAUCAAGAUCAGAGUUGUUAAGAUCUGUUCUUGCAGCUGAUUUGGUUGGAUUCCAUACGUAUGAUUAUGCAAGACAUUUUGUAAGUGCCUGCACUCGUAUUCUGGGUCUUGAAGGCACACCAGAUGGUGUGGAAGAUCAAGGAAAGUUAACACGUGUUGCUGCGUUUCCAAUUGGUAUAGAUUCUGAGCGCUUCAUACGAGCACUUGAGCAUCCGGGAGUGAAGGCUCACAUUAGAGAAUUAGAAGAGCGAUUUGAUGGGAGGAAGGUAAUGCUAGGGGUGGAUCGUCUGGACAUGAUUAAGGGAAUACCCCAAAAGAUCUUAGCAUUUGAAAAAUUCCUCGAAGAAAAUCCAAUUUGGCGUGACAAGGUUGUUCUAGUACAAAUAGCCGUACCAACACGAACAGAUGUUCCUGAGUAUCAGAAGCUCUCAUCCCAGGUUCAUGAAAUAGUUGGAAGAAUAAAUGGAAGAUUCGGAUCGCUUACGACUGUUCCUAUACAUCAUUUAGACAGAUCACUUGAUUUCCAGGCACUAUGUGCACUAUAUGCUGUCACUGAUGUUGCUCUGGUUACAUCUUUAAGGGACGGAAUGAAUCUUGUGAGCUACGAGUUUGUCGCCUGCCAAGCUUCAAAGAAAGGUGUACUCAUUCUAAGCGAGUUUGCCGGGGCAGCGCAGUCACUUGGCGCUGGAGCAAUUUUGGUGAACCCUUGGAAUAUUACAGAAGUUGCAGCAUCGAUCGGUUACGCCUUGACAAUGCCAGCUGACGAAAGGGAGAAGCGUCAUCGACACAAUUUCACCCAUGUCACUACUCACACGUCUCAAGAAUGGGCCGAGACUUUUGUGAGUGAGCUCAAUGAUACCGUUGUCGAAGCACAAUUGAGGACUCGACAAAUUCCUCCGCCUCUCCCUAAAGAAGAGGCCGUCCAGCAUUAUUUGAAUUCGAACAACCGAUUACUUAUUCUGGGUUUCAAUGCAACGCUGACAGAACCCGUAGAAACUCGAGGAAGAAGGAUCGAUCAGUUCAAGGAAAUGGAGCCUAAGUUGCACCCGGAUUUGAAAGAGCCCUUGAAAAAGCUUUGUAAUGAUCCGAAGACGACGACAAUUAUCCUCAGCGGAAGCGACAGGACUGUUCUUGACGAGAACUUCGGAGAGUUUAAUUUGUGGUUAGCUGCCGAGCAUGGGAUGUUUCUGCGCCGUACUACAGGAGAUUGGAUGACAACAAUGCCCGAAUACUUGAACAUGGAUUGGGUCGACAGCGUGAAGCACGUAUUCGAAUACUUUACUGAGAGAACGCCGCGCUCUCAUUUUGAGGUCCGCGAGACAUCGCUCGUUUGGAACUACAAACAUGCCGAUGUCGAUUUCGGUAAGCUUCAGUCGAAGGAUCUUCUGCAGCACCUCUGGACCGGCCCGAUCUCUAAUGCUUCCGUCGACGUUGUUCAAGGAGGACGAUCUGUCGAGGUUCGAGCAGUCGGAGUAACCAAGGGUGCUGCGAUUGAUCGAAUCCUCGGCGAGAUCGUUCAUCACAGCGACGUGAAAACUCCGAUCGACUACGUAUUGUGUAUUGGACAUUUUCUUCCGAAGGACGAAGACAUAUAUACAUUCUUCGAGCCAGAUCUUCCUUCUGCGCCAGCGCCGAGCGCUGCAAGAGCGAAGAUAGCGAACUCGUUCAACCGAUUUGCGUCGACAUCGACGGGGAUGCCUGCGUUUUGUCGCAAGAGUCCUCUGCUCUUCCCGUCGCCGGAGAAGCGGGCGAGCAAUGCGUUAGGCAACGGCGACUGGUGGUGCCGAAUGCGCGAAAACAUGAGCAUGCAUGAAGGGUCGUCGGUUCUUGAUCUUAAGGGCGACAAUUACUUCUCGUGCGCCGUGGGUCGAAAGCGCUCAAAUGCUCGGUAUUUGUUGGAAUCGUCGGCCGAGGUUGUGGCGCUGCUGAGAGAGCUCGCCGAUCGCCGGCCGCUGUGAUUCAUCCGUCACCGCCGCCGCCGCCCCCGUCGAUUGUGUUCUUCUUUUCUUACAAUAAUGGUUAGAAGAAGACCCAGGAAGAUUGGAGUUGGGAGAAUAAUGAAGUUGACUUUAAUUGCUACUACGUACUAGUGUUGACUGACUGUAGUUUUCACUUGAGACAAGGCAGCUGCGGGUUGUGUCGCCAUCGUGUAAUUCUCAACUUAUUUUCGUUGACUUGAAUUGAGUGUGUGUGUAAUAAUCCCACUUUUUCAUAAUGACAAAUUUUUAUUUUA
Andrographis paniculata is the source of this 3631-nucleotide messenger RNA. Its product is annotated as alpha,alpha-trehalose-phosphate synthase [UDP-forming] 1-like. The record is from RefSeq and is a predicted model, not a curated record. Bases 519 to 3356 code for a protein of 945 amino acids. Gene Ontology annotation, molecular function: alpha,alpha-trehalose-phosphate synthase (UDP-forming) activity. Gene Ontology annotation, biological process: trehalose biosynthetic process. The transcript is spliced from 18 exons. NCBI's taxonomy places the organism in Eukaryota, Viridiplantae, Streptophyta, Magnoliopsida, Lamiales, Acanthaceae. Gene Ontology annotation, cellular component: cytosol.